This is a messenger RNA of Nothobranchius furzeri (turquoise killifish), 2967 nucleotides long. It is a transcript of the gene igsf5b, whose product is annotated as immunoglobulin superfamily, member 5b. The record is from RefSeq and is a predicted model, not a curated record. NCBI's taxonomy places the organism in Eukaryota, Metazoa, Chordata, Actinopteri, Cyprinodontiformes, Nothobranchiidae.
GAGUGUAGCAUGGGACAAAGUUCCCACUGGGCUUGCUAAUAUUUAACGGGACAGUUUUGGGUGAUAUGGAAGGAGGAAGGAGCUGCAUCCGUUUGCUGCUAAUCCACAGAAUCACAGCGGAUUUCUUAAACAUGGACAUGGUUCCUUUGCUGGUCCUGCUACUCUCAUGCAGAACUCAAGCUCUCAGAGCUCAGCUGAAACUGUCUCCUGACAAACUGACGGUUGUGCGAGGAGACGAGGCCAGAUUCUCCUGCAGCACCUCCAGCUCCGCAUGGACCGUGAUGGUGUGGAUGCUGAAUGGGAGACCAGUGCAAACCAUCUCCAAAGAGACCGGCGUCCUGCCCUCCAUAAACCCAAACAUCACUGCAGAGAGAUGUCCAAACUCUAAGGAAGACUGCUGGGUCAUUGUCCUGAAGUCCACAGAGAGAAGCAACCAAGGAGAAGUUACGUGUGACCUCCAGCUCAUUGAGAAACGAACGGCAAAGCUGUUUGUACAAGAGAAGGGAAGCGUGAGAGUCGUUGGAGACGACAGAUUGGCUUUUAAAGGGAAGUCGGUUCUGUUUCAGUGCCAAGCAGAAGGAUGGUACCCUCAGCCUGUGCUGCAGUGGCAGGUGCACGGGAAAAAGGUGAGUCCUGGUGACUAUAACAGCAGCAUACAGGAGACGGACAAGAGCCUCUUCAUGGUGUCCAGCAACGUGAGCGUUAUGGCUGAGAGGACGUCCCCUGUGGACUGCCUGGCCUCUGUGUCUGCCCUCAGCACACCUCUGAAGAGCCGCGUCACUCUGAUCGUUGUUGUAGAGGUGUCACAGGUUGAAAGUGGUUGCUCGGCGCUGUUGGGAGCGACCACCGCUCUCUCCGCUCUUCUGCUGCUCAUGCUGCUCUCCAUCUGCACUGUCCUCUGUUACAGGCGAAGGAGAAACCCAGAGAAAGACCCACAGGAGGUAAUAAGGUUCGAUCAGUCACUGUUUGGGAGGGGCUCGGUUGCUGAGGCAACAGGUGGGAGCCUCAACAUGGGGUACUCCGGUGAAGGCCCAACAGACGUGGAUAGCAUCGAAGGUAUCACCGAAGUUAGAGACCAAGUCAGAUUUGACACAUUUCGCAAGGUUCCUGAUGUGGUGCACUCCAGCAGCGAGAGCCAAGCCAACGAGCCUCAACAGGAACCAACCUUCAGUAAUGUCAGGAGACUUACUACUGUUUAAAUAUUAACCUCUAAUAUCAUUUGAAUGUAAUGUUUUUUAUUUUAACUCCUAUGAUAUAUUCUUGAGCAUAAAACUGUCUUUUGUAUGUUGAUGUUUACUUUUUACUUUUACUUGAAAUUUUCUUGCAGCCCAAAGUGAUUCAUCAUCAUUCAUUUUAAAUUAUCUGUGACUGGGGGAGGUUUUUGUGCAUGUCGACUCAGCAGAUAUUUAAUAACUGAGGUUGUUGAACAGGAAAAUAAUUAUGGGUAUGUAAUGCAAACUGUCAGAGAACCUUGCUACUUUAUAUUCAUUAUGUUUUGAAUCAUCAACAAACAAACAAACAAACACGAUCUCUCAGAAAGAAAUGUCUUCAGUGCUUCAGGGUGUAAAACAGGAUUCACUGCUAGCCCGGACAGUAGAUAUUAGCAUCUCCUCCAGUAGAUCUAAAGCUGCAAUGGCAAAAUUGCAAAACUAAUUAGCUUAAAACAGUUUUUCAUGUCUCUUAACAAUGUUUUAACAUAGUAAAGCUGUAAAUUAUUCUGGAGAUUAAAAAAAGAAAAGAAAAUAAUGAAUAAAGUGGUUAUCUCGCAAUUGUCUAAAAACCUCCGACUAUAACACAUUUUGGACCAAACAAAAGUAUCAAAAGUAACGAUUGGACCAUCUGGUUGCCAGUCACAGAACCGCCGCACUCCCCUGGGUCCUUCAUUCAUUACACACUCAAGUAUUUAGCAACAGAACACCACUAGUGUGAGAGGUUCUCCACAGCUGCAAACAGCUGGCUGCUAACACUUCAUCUUUAGGACAAAAUAUUCCAACAAAAGAGUGACUGGUGUUUAGCACUAUCUCGUUUCCUCUGGCAAUGUGGGUGUCCGGUUCCGGCAGAUGCGUCGGGAAAGAUACCCAAGGGGAGGGGUGAAUGUUCCGUGAUCAAGUUUGCAUUCAAAACCCAGCUUGUUCCGCAGAUUUGCCAAAGCAGCUUUAAAAUGACGAUAAGUGGCUCGCUUCUCCCCCUACUGGUUGAAAAAGGAGUUACAGCCCUGCCGCAGGCUUUGCAGGUGUCAUCAGACAUGGUGUUGUACUUUGCAUAUUUUCAUGCAGGGGCGGAUUUAGCAAUUUGGGGGCCCAAGGCGAACACAGACAUGGGGCCCCUUACACUAAAUUUUCAACAAUCUUACCUUUAACUGGAUUUGCGAAACUCUCCCCUCUUCUGACAUGAGUUAUUUUCCCUUUUUAUUAGUCCUCCUCUUUUUUUCCUGUAUUUCCCUCCCUUUGAGUGCUUUCAAUAUUUGCUCUGCUUUCUUUUUUCUGUCAGCGCUCCUGUGCUUUAGCCUUAGUUAUUUUUUUUUCUAUUUUCCAUUUUGGUCUGUUUUCCUCCCUUUAAACAUUUUCCAUUGUCUUUCCUUUCUGCUUCCUUUUGAUGUUUACAUCGAAAAACAACGUCACUUUCAGAAGUGAAGAUAAAAGCUUUUAGGAAGCAUGCUGCUUCUUUCUCUUAUUGGAGCCACUAGGAUAACUUCAUUUCAUGCUUAAUGUUUUGACUAUCGCUUUGAGUUUGUUACGAAUGCUCCCGCCUCUCUUCUUCUUAUUAUUUGUGGUCUUAUGGGACUUGGCAAAAACAAUUUGGUGCAUUACUGCCACCAACUGGAUUGGAGUGGAAUGACUACCAAUCACUUCCUGUUUGUGCAUCGCAGUCUUAAUAACCCUUUUAUGACCAUAAUUAUAACAGGGCCGCCUGGUAUUUUCUUUUAAUCUUAUGGCUGUAAAAUUGUAAUAAAAAGUGCAAAGUGUG